Messenger RNA from Candidula unifasciata, 552 nucleotides. The record is from the annotation of a GenBank genome assembly. NCBI's taxonomy places the organism in Eukaryota, Metazoa, Mollusca, Gastropoda, Stylommatophora, Geomitridae.
AUGAGGAUUAUUAGAAAUGUGAAAGAUUACUUCUUUAAGCAGCACCUGUUCACCACAAACGUCCUGACGUGCGGAUCUCUCCUGGGUCUUGGUGAUUGUAUGGUUCAGAAAAUUAACACUAUGUUUGAGGAAAACAUAAAGUAUGACUUUGCAAGGACGGGUCGUAUGGCAGUCAUUGGUGUCAUGCUGGGUCCCUUCAACCAUUACUGGUACGCUAUCCUUGACAGAAUCAUUGUGGGCAGAACACGGAAGAUUGUCGUGAAAAAAAUCUUGGUUGACCAAGCUGUGGCAGGCCCGUUUUUCUGCACUUCAUUUCUCUAUGGUAUAAGUAUUCUGGAAGGGAAAGAUCACGAUGCUGCAAAACAGGAGUGGAAAAAUAAGUUUCUCAAGAUAUACAUGCUGGACUGGACAUUCUGGCCGCUGGCACAGUUCAUCAACUUCAAGUUUGUGCCCAGUAAUUACCGGGUGCUGUACGUCUGCAUCUCAACAUUGAUUUGGAACUCGCUGUUGUCCUACAUCAAGUACAGACCGGUUCACGAACAUGUCCGAUGA